AUGGAUGAGUUUCCCGUUGUGCAUAUACCAGAAGAUGAUGUGCUCGAAGAGGAGGAGUUUGAACGUCUUUACUCCGCACCACUCGAAAUUAUCAUCCUCCUUUCCAUUUUCUAUGGUAGCAUAAGUAUUUUAGCUGUCAUUGGCAACUCGCUGGUUAUAUGGGUGGUGAUUACAACGAGACAAAUGCGUACCGUUACCAAUACAUAUAUAGCGAAUUUAGCCGUUGCCGACGUAAUCAUUGGACUUUUCUGUAUUCCAUUUCAGUUUCAGGCUGCUCUACUACAACGCUGGAAUUUACCUUGGUUUAUGUGCGGAUUUUGUCCCUUCGUUCAAACAUUGAGCGUAAAUGCGUCCGUGUUUACUUUGACCGCCAUUGCGAUCGAUCGACAUCGCGCAAUCAUCAAUCCUCUGAGAGCACGUCCCUCCAAACUAUUUUCGAAAUUCAUUAUACUUGGAAUUUGGGUGGUGGCGCUCUUUUUCGCCACCCCCUCUGGCAUUGCCUUUCGUGUUGAGUUGAUGUACGAGCGCUACAGGGAGGACAAUGUCAUCUACAAUGUUACCCGCCCCUUCUGUAUGAAUGUCAAUCUUUCGGAUGAACAGUUGAGAGUUUAUCGUUAUGUGCUGGUGGUUGUACAGUAUUUGGUGCCAUUCUGUGUUAUAGCAUUCGUGUACGUACAGAUGGCGCUUAAGCUGUGGCUUACAAGAACGCCGGGAAAUGCGGAGGAUACGCGUGACAUGGCAUUAAUGCGAAAUAAGAAGAAAGUCAUAAAAAUGUUGAUUGUCGUUGUGAUUGUAUUCGGCAUUUGCUGGCUGCCGCUACAGGUUUACAAUAUGCUAUAUGUAACCAUACCGGAAAUCAACGAAUAUCACUUCAUCAGCAUAAUUUGGUUCUGCUGUGAUUGGCUGGCGAUGAGCAACAGUUGCUACAAUCCCUUCAUCUAUGGCAUAUAUAAUGAAAAAUUCAAGCGAGAAUUCAAUAAGCGUUUUUCUGCCUGCUUUUGCAAAUUUCGCACCAACUUGACUGCACAUGAGCGUACGCUCUCCAUGCAUACACGUGCCACAUCGAUACGUUCGAACUUUGCCAAUUCGUCGAUGCGUAUACGCAACAAUUUAUAUGCAGAAGCUGCAGUUGGUGGCGGUGGCGGCAGUGGCGGCGGCGGCGGCGGCGGUUGUGGAAAUAUUUACUACACAUAUCGUUACGCAAACUUGCGCAAGGACAGAAGCAACGGCAACAAUGACACUUACAACAUGAUAACUUACACAAUUGAGAAUGGGGGAACAGUGCGUUUGAAUGAGUGCAAUAGUAAUAAUAAUGGCAUGGCGGCAGGCAGAAAUACGAGCAGCGGUUGCACGGAAGUACCACAAUGGCGGCGAAAUAACUUCAGACCGCUAUAUCCUGAUGUGAUUGAAUGCGAUGAUGACUUAGAUACGCUGAUGCAAUCUACACCAACAUCCGAAGAGCCAAAUUCCAGUUCACGUGGCAGUAAUGGAGCCGGCGGUGUAACGGGUGGUCCUGGUUUUGCGCUGACAACGAAAGGGAAAAGAUAGCUGGGCAUUGUAACUCGGUGACAGAGCUAUAUAAAUUCCAUAUCAUAUGGUAACCUGGAAAUUGAAACAAGCCAGUGAGCAGCACAUGCGCCGAUUGCGAAAGGCUGUGAAAAGCGAAUGGGCGUCGUCGCGGUCGACGGAAGCGCUGAAGAUACUACUGGAGGUUCAA
This is a messenger RNA of Rhagoletis pomonella (apple maggot), 1717 nucleotides long. RefSeq names its product RYamide receptor-like. Lineage: Eukaryota; Metazoa; Arthropoda; Insecta; Diptera; Tephritidae. The transcript is spliced from 8 exons. The coding region runs from base 1 to 1548 and encodes 515 amino acids. The record is from RefSeq and is a predicted model, not a curated record. Gene Ontology annotation, biological process: G protein-coupled receptor signaling pathway. Gene Ontology annotation, cellular component: membrane. Gene Ontology annotation, molecular function: neuropeptide Y receptor activity.